AUGACAACUGAUUGUAGUGGUUGCAAAUUAGCAAAAUUUUCUGCUUUACAUUUUCCUCGAAGUAUUUCUCAUUUUGUUGCACAAUUUGAUCUUGUUAACUCUGAUGUGUGGGGAUCUGCUCUUAUUGCUACAAAAGGAGGGUCUAGCUAUUAUGUGUCUUUUAUUGAUGAUUAUAGCCCCAAAGUUCCUAGUGAAUUUUGGGGGGAAGCAGCUCUUAUUGCUGUAUCUUUAAUUAAUAAGAUUCCAUCUUUCCACAAUUCAGCUUUAUCACCUUUUGAAAUAUUGAAAGGGCAUUCUUCAGAUUAUUCCUCAUUGAGAGUCUUUGGUUGUACUUGCUUUGUUCUUCAUCUUGAAGUCGAACUUAGUAAGUUAACAUCUCGCUCUGCUAUCUGUGUUUUCUUGGUUUAUGGCCAAGGCCAAAAGGGUUAUUGUUGUUUUGAUCCCAUUAAUAACAAAUUAUAUGUCUCUCGUCAUGUCAUGUUUCUUGAGCAUAUUCCAUUCUUCUCUAUUUCUGAUAAUACUCAUGACAUAACUAAAAUAGACCUCAUUCAUAUUGAUCCAUUCUUUAAUAAUAUAAACAGUCCACUUUUCCAUACCGUAUGUACAGUUGAUUCAUUAUCUCCUACAGGUACACAUGCUCUAGCUCAUGAUACCCCUCUUGCUUCUAUGGCUUCCCAAGCACCACCUGAGGUUGUUAAUUCAGCUCCUGCUCCAUCUCUUUCUCGAUAUCCUCAACGUAUUCGUAAGUCCAUUCAGUUAUCUGAUUUUGCUUAUUCUUGUUAUUCUAAGUCACUUUGCUGCUUUCUAACCUCUAUUCACAAGUUAUCCGAACCAUCUUCCUAUAAAAAAGCUAUUUUGGAUCCUCUUUGGUAA
Messenger RNA from Olea europaea var. sylvestris, 873 nucleotides. RefSeq lists its product as uncharacterized. Lineage: Eukaryota; Viridiplantae; Streptophyta; Magnoliopsida; Lamiales; Oleaceae. The transcript has 2 exons. Bases 1 to 873 code for a protein of 290 amino acids. The record is from RefSeq and is a predicted model, not a curated record.